Molecule: messenger RNA, 6332 nt
Organism: Aplysia californica (California sea hare)
Lineage: Eukaryota; Metazoa; Mollusca; Gastropoda; Aplysiida; Aplysiidae
Product: methionine synthase reductase
Exons: 14
Coding region: 196-2553 (785 amino acids)
Biological process (GO): homocysteine metabolic process
Cellular component (GO): cytosol
Molecular function (GO): FMN binding; flavin adenine dinucleotide binding; [methionine synthase] reductase (NADPH) activity
Source: RefSeq, a predicted model, not a curated record
GGGACGUCGUGGGCGAAGGAAGCACGGCUGACUGGGAGCUCGCGAACGGUGACUGGGACCCAUCGAUUGAUUCAUAUCAAAAUAAAAGAGGAGAGGCUGAAGAGGAAUUGGAGACACACGCUUCCCAAUUCGAAUACGGUUCAAGCGUGUAUCCUUCCAGAGAAAAAGAAAUUGCUCUAGCAGUUUGGGUGAGCCAUGAGCCCAGCCAAUAUGUCCGGAGGAAACACACUUCAGAAAAAUCGUUUUUUGGUGCUGUACGGAUCUGCAACUGGACAGGCUCAAGCUAUGGCUGAGGAAAUCUGUGAAAAGGCCACUGGCUUUGGUCUGACUGCAGAGCUACAUCCAAUGGAUGAAAUAGGAAAACGGUUCAACUUAGAGCAUGAACAGUGUGUAGUUAUGGUUGCAUCCACUACCGGAGACGGAGACCCGCCACCAAAUGCGGAAAAAUUCAUGCGCAGGAUCAAGAAGAGAACCCUUCCGACGGACUACUUGGCACACCUGCAUUAUGCUUUACUGGGUUUGGGGGAUACAAACUACAGUUCUUUCUGCCGUUGUGCCAAAGACCUGGACAAUCGUCUUCUGGCGCUGGGUGCAAGACAGUUCUUCGCGACAGGCUUUGCAGAUGAUGGUGUUGGGCUUGAGAUUGUUGCUGAGCCUUGGCUUGAGGGUAUUUACCCUGCAUUACAAAAGUUUCUGGGAGUGACUGAGGGCACUGGUGGCUCCCUCACAGAGAAGGUGGAGGCACCCGCACAAUCCUCACCAGCAAGUGUGGACAUAUCGGAGGCGCGGGAUUCAACAAAACAAGACAAUGUGGAGGUGGUGUUAACGAACUCGGGUGUGAGAGAAUCUCAAAUAGAAUCUCAGAGUGAUACAAUUGAAGCUUUUAAAUCUGUGACUUGUGAUGAAAUUUCUGUUAAGGAAACAAGGGCUUCGGAGGGUAAUGGUGAUGGCUCAGUGCAAGUAAAAAAUUCUCAAGACUGCUCAGUCAAUGGUUGUGAUGCUGAACUUACGGUUGAGGUUCAGUCUAAAAUCUUGGGCCAGAAAACUUUUUUUGACAGCCAGCGAAAGUGUGAGACACCAUGCCAGCUUGUUGAUUUCGCUGCAGCUAGUGAUGCCCCCUGUGCCUUGGUCAGCUCUGACUCAGAGCUAGCGGAAAAAUCCCUGACGGUACCAGUUUUACCACCCGCGUAUCUUGAAGCAUCGUUCUCUGGAGAUCCUGUGAAUCUCCGUGAGCUGAGUUUCCAGAAUGACUACAAGCUGCCCAGUGCAGUCUCUCCCGUGAUCAAAGUGCAGGUCUCAGCUGCCCGAGUACUCACCCACCCUCAGGCAGUGAAGAAAACACUUCUGCUCUCUCUCAAUCUUCAGGGCGCGGGUGUGAACUAUCGUCCUGGUGACUCCAUCUCAGUAAUCUGCCCCAACAAUUGCAGCGAGGUGGACAUGCUCUUAGAAAGACUGGGAAUUUCCAACAAAGCUGACGAUUGUAUGACCUUGAACAUCAUUCCAAACACGAAGAAGAGGCGUGCAGCUGUUCCGUCUUUUAUGCAUGAGGUGUCAACGCUGAGGCAUACCCUGACCACGUGCUUAAACAUCAGGGAACCACCCAGCAAGGCUUUCAUCAGAGCCCUAGUUGAGCACACGACCAACCCUAAGGAAGCACGACGUAUGCAAGAGUUGUGCAGCAAGGAGGGAGCCCAGACCUACACGCGUGUCGUACGUGAAAAGUGCAUCUCUCUUCUCGACUUCCUGCAUGCGUUCCCAUCCUGCAAGCCCCCGGUGGAAAGAGUUUUAGAACAUCUUCCAAGACUACAGCCUCGUCCUUACUCUGCCUGCAGCUGUGCUCUGACCGACAAGGACAAGUUAGAUAUUGUGUUCAAUAUAGUGGAGAUCCCAAUGUCAUGUGAUGAUGGACACGCCUACAGUCGGCGCGGUGUGUGCACGGGAUGGCUGGACGAUAUCACUCGUAGCAUGCAGGACAAAGGGCUAGAGGACGAGGAGCUUACAGUCGAGAUCCCGAUAUUCCUACGCAGCAACCAGCACUUCCAGCCCCCGGAUGAUCUCUCUCGCCCGCUGAUCCUGAUUGGUCCAGGCACGGGUGUGGCUCCAUUUAUUGGUUUCCUGGAAGAGAGAAGGCACCAGUUGAAGCUGCAGCCUGAGGGGUCAACUUAUGGGGAGACCUGGUUGUUCUACGGCUGCCGUCACCAGAAGAAAGAUUUCUUAUUCCGAGAUGAACUUCAUCAGUUUGAAGCGGACGGCACGUUGUCUCGACUGUGUGUGACGUUCUCACGGGAUGAUCCGCCAGCUGGCAGCACCGAGCCAUGUCUUCGGUACGUCCAGGACUUUCUGCGCCAGACAUCUCAAGAUAUUGCCCGGCUGGUCGUGGACGAGGAAGCCCUGGUCUACCUGUGUGGAGACGCCAAGGCAAUGGCUAAAGACGUGACUGCUGCAUUUGAAGAUAUUUUGCAGAAGGAGAAAGGAUUCUCCAAAGAGGAUGCAAACAUGUACAUCAUGAAAAAACGAAUUCACAAGACCUUUUUAGAGGACGUGUGGACAUGAUGUGAUCUUACAAAUUUAAUUCUUUUGUGUAUUAAAAAGAUUUGUAAUUUUUUUUUACUGAGAAAAUUAUGUGCCAGCAAAUGCAUAGUACGUUAUUCCUUAAGCAUUCUCUUACGUAGGGCAACACUUCACUGACAAGUAGGGUCUCUUUGGUUCUUCAGUUGUUGGUAUUUGUGUUUGUGUUAGCCCAGCGCAUGUGAGUAGUUGUAUUUUUGGAAACAUUAUUUGUGAAUGGAUAAAUUUAUGAGUGUGUUUUAACCACGACAUUUGUACAGCUGCCAACCAGCAUACAAAAACCGUAUUUAAUACAUUUUUGAGGGUCUGAGUAUCGAUAUCUGUUUUGGUAGAUAGGAAAAUAGGUCUACAAAUACGUAUUCUCUUUUUUUUAGUAUUGUUCCGUAUGGAUUUGGCAAUGCUGAGGACAAAUUAUGAACUUUCAAGAUUAAAUUUGCAUAUAUGAUAUGAAAAUGAAGGCCAAAAGUCAAUUUGAGGGAUCUUUUGCUGCAGGUCUACUUUAAAUAACUUGAAUUUGUUGAAUGCAAACAAGUUUAUGUGAAUGGUUUGGGUUGGGGUCACCCACCUGUUUUUGUUUUGUUUUUUUGGGGGGGGGGUGGAAAGGUGGCAAUUUUUCAGUAGUAUAUUCUUCUGUGAUAGUAGUAAGUAGUCACAUAACACCCUUAUAUUACUUCAGCUUCAUCACAAAUAGCAAUAUGCCCAUUCAUGAACUUUUUGUCAAAUAUUUCCUUCAUUUUCAAACAUAGACUCUCUAGUUUUUGUACAAUGACUUGUAUCAAUUUGUCUUACUGAUCAAUAUUUUUGUAAACACUUGUUUGCUGUAUUCCAGAAAAUUCUUUAAAUACUAAUAAAUAAUCAAAAUGGAUGGUUUCCACAGAUUUUAAGAGGUUUACCGCUAGUGCAAUAUCGCUUUUAAGGGUAGGGGGCUAUGGUAUACACAAUCUGGCUGUUUACUUAUCAUUGAGCUAGUUAGUUGGGCAUCGUUUGGUUGAAAAGAAGUACCCUGAACCUUAAAAUACACAUUUUCACAUUUUUCCACGGCAUGGCACCACAAACAAAAUGCCGAGCUAGCAUUUUGUAUACAACUUUAGUUUACGUAGAUCUCAACAACCAUUCAAGAAAGAGGCCUAAUAUUUAGCCUAGUUACACAUGUGGGCAUCCUCUACCACCGUACAAAAUCAGAAUUCAAUUGUUUUCAUCUGUUCCCGAGAUAUUCAGCCUCAAAGUGGGCUAUAAUUGGCUAUAUUAAAAUCUUAAACAUUUCAGAACAAAUGGACACGAAACUUCUCUUCAUUUAAAAAUUACAAGAUAUAAGUAAAAAAAUAUCUUUUUAAAGUGGUAGAUGUACAUCUUCAGAACAUUAACUUUUCAGCCAAUUCUGACGGUAACUUGCAGAGAUCUACGCGAAACAGUGGGACACAUGUGUAGGAAAAAGGCGUUUUGAGAAAAACGCGAAAAACGAAUUCAAAUGCUCAAAAGUGAGCCAAAAUACAGUUUUAUAGUACAAAACUCCACAUAUUAUGAAUACUGAGAAUAUUGUCAGCCUUCUCAACAAAGGAGAACCACCUAACACUAGGUACCACAAGCGAACAUUUUUUAAAACAAUAUUGAUGUUUAAACCUUAGGGGUUCAAAUCUACUCAAUAAUACAAGAACAUUAAAAAAAAGAAUGAUCAAAAUCCAUCAAUAAACAAUCGAGAUAUGGUAUUUCAAAGUUUUAUUUUUGAACGAAACCUGCGACUUUCACCCAUGUUUGAGGUGUUCUAAAAUACAAAGUGCCUGAUCAAAUCAAUGAAAACUUUGUUUUUCUCAGAGCUGUCAACACAAAUAUUGAUAUCUCUAAAUCAAAGCAUAUUAGACUGACUGGUUUCCAAGACAUAGGCCUUCAAAAAUUGAAAAAAAAAGCCAAAAUAUGUCAACAUGAGCUCAGAACCCUAUUUCAACCCCUUCCAAAUUAGUCAAAACUGCCUCCUCAUUACAUGCAUAGACUUAGCUGAAUUUUUUUCAGACCUCUCUGACAAUAAGUAACUUUUCUGGACUCCUCUGAAGUGGGCUUCGGUGCAAAAAACGCCUCUUGGAAAAAAAAUUAGGGAAACUCUGGUACAUCCUUGGGAAAAGAUAUCACAAGUGAACAAAUUAAGCUACAGGGCUAAAUCAUACAUCAAAUUGAAGCUGAAUGCAAGCUCUAUGAGGCCAAAUGAAAAUUGUUUACUAAAACCUCUAUUAACGCUCCAUAACAGGGCCCUAAUGCCCAAAAACCUGCCGUUAUUGAGUGAAAAUUAUAAUGUCUGCCGAUUGGAAAAAAAAUUCAUAUGAAAUCAACAAAUUGUGCUACAAGGCUGCAUUAUAUAUCAAAUUAAAGCUCUUUUCUGGCUCUGUACAGUGAAUUAGUUUAUAGAAAGUAAAACCCUUCCAAACAUUUCAGAAAUUGACAAUAAUGUGAAAAAAGUCAUCAAUAUUGGUUCAGAAAAUUAAGAUUUCUGUUCAGGGGAUUUAAAAAUUGGAAUUAAAUCAACAUACUGUUCUACCGUGGUUUAUUUUGUAUAAUAUAGAUCUAGUUCUAGAUUUAUUUAUCAUUUUAGCUGAGAAAGAAACCAGUGGCUGGGGAAAUACAAUGUAUCAUCAUGUGUCCAGUAAGUUGAAUGAAGAAAGAGUGUUUUGGGGGGGGGGGGGGGGGGGGGCAUUUCUCCAAUUAUCAGGUGACAUCUAAUUUGAUUCAAUAUUUGAAUAUCCACCAAUCAAGAACGUUGAUCUUGCCAUUUUGCUAUCAAAUUAAAUGCCAAACAUUAGAUCUACGAACAUUUCCAUCGGCAACACUAACACCCGGUAACCCCCUUCCGAGUGUUUAGUGUGUGAUGUCAUGUUACUAUAAAUAGAACUCCCAGUUCAACUAUUCACGGCUUUAUUCUUUCACCUUGUCGACCAGAGAUGCUUAGAUUUCGAUGCAUUUAGAAUAAAGGUGUUCUUAAUUGAAAAGACGGCAAAAAUACCGCCAUGAAGCGAUACAUUUGUAUAGAUCGCAAUUAAUUCACUAUGAGGUGGUGAAAAUGUAGGUCGGCGUGAUUCCCACCAAACAAUAACAAUCCAACUACUCGGCAAGUGGUGGCCGAUUAGUCUUAUUUUUCAAAAUACGAUAUUCAUAAGUAUCCUAAAAGAAAAGUAUGAUAACACUUACAUAAAUUGACGCCAUGAACAGAUCCAUUGAAUGUUUCUUUCCCUGAAUCAUCUUAUAAUCGUCUGUUGGUUGGAUCUCGUCAGAGGGGGCGGCAAUGGACGACGGAACAGCCACAAUGGCAGAAUGAAGAUCUCCUGAAAGUGGUUGUUACCCCACUUCAGGAACAGUAAUAUUUCUACUUCGUGGAACGUAGUUGGCUUUUCUAAACACAUAAACUUGAUGGUAGAGAUGUCUAAGAAUGUGAUCCUGGCACAGAAAGCCCAAUUUGUGUUGAAUUUCACAUUUUUAAAAUGCUUUCUUCGUCUUUACUUCGUACCACUCAUGCUUUCCGCUUGAAAUAAAAACAUAAAGUUUGAUAAACACAUUCCUCGGAAAUUCUCCUGAAAUCCCAGGUUUUUAUGUAUCAAACCGCAAGAAAAUUAGAUGAUUCACCUCUGAGAAAUUUAAAUUUAAAACAAGUACCCCCCAAAUCUAAGCGCGCAAAAUUGCGAGACGGCCGAGUUUUCCCGUGUUAGACUUUAGUCAAUUAAAAACUAAAUAUGCAAUCAUAAGUAUCAGUUUCUCGUUCACCAUGGAGAAGGAAAGACACA